Messenger RNA from Suillus paluster, 436 nucleotides. RefSeq lists its product as uncharacterized. The transcript has 5 exons. The record is from RefSeq and is a predicted model, not a curated record. Bases 1 to 405 code for a protein of 134 amino acids. NCBI's taxonomy places the organism in Eukaryota, Fungi, Basidiomycota, Agaricomycetes, Boletales, Suillaceae.
AUGGCAAGCUAUCACAGCACUAUAGACCAGUAUAGACAUCAUGAAAGUCUAUAUAUUACCAUAAAGUUUGGUCAAGAUCUUAUUUUUGCCUCUCUUCUCUUCUUCUUGCUUCUCUAUCCUUCUCUUGGUGUUGAUGUUGUUGGUGCUGGUACUGGUGCUGGUGCUUUGAACUCUGCUCUCUUCCCUCCUGCUCCUCCUCCCCCCAACUAUUUUCGCAUUUUUGACCAUUUGGCAAGUCUUUUCUCUGACUCUCACUUCCUCCUGUCUGAUCCUCUCCUUCUAGCUCCCUUCCCUCCUCUUCCCUCAAGAAUUUUCGCAAUUUUCACUAUUUGUUCUCUUGCCUCUUCCUCCUGUAAUUUUCGCAUUUUUGCCUGUUUUGUAGUUAUUAGUUUACAUGUAUUGUAGUAGUUGAAAUAUAAUUUGGAAUUUUCGCUUU